GCCGAAAUCGAGUCGAUAGCUCGAACGGAAGACAAAUCAACGAAAUCAACCGAACGGGUCAAAUCGAGUCAAAAUACGAAAUCGACCCAUCAAUCCGGCGUGGAGGUUAAUCUGCCGGCGAUAUCAACUCGGGGCAGCGGCCGGAUGCGGCGAUGGUGACGGACGCCGGCGACAGUGGCGUAGCGGCAGCUCGACGGCGGUGAGCAGCGACUGGCGGCGCUGCACUCGACGGCGGCGCUGCACUCGACGACGGUGGAUGGCCGCUGUGCAAAGGGCGACGACGGCGCUCGAUUCCGGCGAAGGCGAAGCAGCGGCUGGAAGCUCGGCGACGGCGGCUGGAGGCUCGGCGACGCUGAGCGGCGGCUACUGGCGAAGGAAGCAGCGGCGGCGCUGCAACUCGGCGCUGGCAGUGGAGGCGACGGACUUCCGGCGAAGGAUGGGCAGCGACUGGCUUCCGGCGAGGCUCUGGCUUGCGCGACGCCGGCGUGGUCGAACGGUAGAGGACGACCGGCGCUGGCUGCUGCAAUUGGACAGCGACGACUGGCAGCUGGCUCACGGCGGCGCUGCACCAGUCGGCGAUGAUGGCGGCGAGGCUGGGGAAGGCGACGGCGGCUCCAAUUGGACGGCGAACGACCGGCUGGGGAACUUCCGGCGGCGAUCGAUCGGCGAAGAAGAAAUGGAAGAAGAAGAAAGAAGAAGAAAGAAGAAGGAAGAAGAAGAGAAACGAAGAAGAAGAACGAAGAAGGACGGACGAACGAACGAGAGAAGAUAAGGAUUGUGUGGCUGAGGUUUAGGUUUAUUUAAUGAUCCCAUUCCAAAAAGGAUUGGGCUUCGGACCCAAAAUACCUGAUUAAAUGGUCAUAACUUGAGCUCUGUAACUCCGAUUCGCGAGCCGUCUGAACCGACGCGAUCACAAAAAUAUUUCCUACGAGAUGACAUAAAAGUUGGGCUUAAAAUCCAAAUUAUAAUUUUAACCCCUUUUUAGGCCCAAUUCGUAAUCAAUUGCUCUGACAAUU
Molecule: messenger RNA, 1016 nt
Organism: Cuscuta campestris
Lineage: Eukaryota; Viridiplantae; Streptophyta; Magnoliopsida; Solanales; Convolvulaceae
Source: the annotation of a GenBank genome assembly